AUGCUACAACACCGCAUUGUCUUUCCUCCCUUGACUCGGCUUCGGAAUGACGAUAAUCAUGUGCCUAUUCCUCUGAUGGAGAAAUAUUACGCUGAUCGUGCCUCUGUUCCUGGAACUCUUGUCAUUUCAGAAGCAACUGGUAUUUCCCAUGUUGAGGAAGGCGAGCCCAACAACCCAGGCUUUGUCAGUGAAGCUCAAGUUAUCGCCUGGCGCAAGAUCAUCGAUGCAGUCCACGCCAAUGGAUCUUUCUAUUUUCAGCAAAUUUGGGGUAUGGGACGAGCAUCUGAUCCUCAUCAUCUCGCUGAGCGGGACCUCCCAUAUAGGUCUAGCAGUGCGGUGCCUAUGAAGGGUGUCGAUGUUAUUCCCGGUGCUAUGAGUGAGGCUGAGAUUCUGGAGACCAUUCGAAACUUUGCUGAGACUGCUAAGCGUGUCAUUGCAGCUGGUGCAGAUGGUGUUGAGAUUCACUCUGCCCACGGUUACCUGCUCGACCAAUUCCUCACGCCCAGUGUCAACCAGCGCACGGAUAAGUGGGGUGGCUCCAUUGAGAACAGAUCUAGGCUGACGCUUGAAGUUGUCAAAGCUGUUGUUAAGACUAUCGGUGCUGAGAAGGUGGCGGUCCGGUUCUCCCCUUAUGCCGGAUUCCAAGGUUCCGAGAAGACGGAUUUCGUCGAGCUGUACACAUACCUCAUCAUGGAGCUCAAAAAGAUGAACGUCAAAUUCGCUUACCUGUCUCUGGUCGAGGCAACUGGAGAUCCUGGUGCCUUGAUUCGAGAUGAGAAAGAGAUCAACGUUGGCAAGACAUUAGACUUCAUCUUAGAAGCCUGGGACAAUUACUCUCCUAUCGUGGUGGCAGGUGGCUAUCAGCCUGACUCCGCUGCAUGGGCAGUAGAGGAGCACUACAAGAAAUGGGACGUGAUGAUUGCCUUCGGGCGCCACUUCAUUGCCAACCCGGAUUUGGUUUUCAGGAUUCAGCAUGGCAUUCCCCUCACCAAGUACAAACGUUUAACGUUCUACCUCAAAAAGCAGUGGGAGGGCUAUAAUGAUUACCCAUUCAGCCAUGAAUUUCUGAAGGCACAUCCAAAGGCCAUACAUCCUAUGACUGAGAAAGAGAUAAAAUGA
Messenger RNA from Penicillium canescens, 1119 nucleotides. RefSeq names its product alkene reductase. The transcript has a single exon. NCBI's taxonomy places the organism in Eukaryota, Fungi, Ascomycota, Eurotiomycetes, Eurotiales, Aspergillaceae. Gene Ontology annotation, molecular function: FMN binding; NADPH dehydrogenase activity. Bases 1 to 1119 code for a protein of 372 amino acids. The record is from RefSeq and is a predicted model, not a curated record.